AUGUUCAAGAACAACGAGAAUAGCGUCUUGAUCUGCUUCAACCCCAUUGAUGAAUAUGCGCACCAUGUAUCGGAGGCAAAUCUCCUAUUCUGGGGCACUACCCUUCUCAGUUUCGUUUAUUCUUUCGUGCGUAACUACAUAUCAAAGCAUGUCGCGCCACCAGGCGACCUCCCUAUCUUUGAAGUCCGCUUCGUCGAGGCCGGCGUUGCUCUGGUUCACAAUGCGGCGGCAGAUGGCAAGUCGAGCAAAAUGAUGACAUCACUCCGACGAUCAUAUCUCAUUGAAGAAUUAAUUGGAACGGGCAAGUUUGUGAAGUACAUCAAUAACAAUAGUGCAGUGCCCGUUCCGUCGCUUCCAGAAGAUCUCAAGCUGUUGGCAUCGUUCCUCUGUUUUACACAACAUGUCCAAUACGAACACACCGGGCGUUUGGUCUUUCUUUCUGAUCUUCAAGGCCGGUUCAUUCGAUCUGGCUCACUGUUUCAUACUAACUCUAUCCAAGGCUCCGGAAAUCUCUUGACGGAUCCGCAGGUUAUGACUUCACCGACUCUCGAACGUGGUCUGUUUGGUGGUGGCAAUUCAGGCAGGUUCUUCGAGAAGUUUCCUGAGCAGCAUGUAUGCUCCGGUUACUGCAAGUUUUUUGGACUGUCUAGUCUCAUGUAA
Molecule: messenger RNA, 660 nt
Organism: Mycena citricolor
Lineage: Eukaryota; Fungi; Basidiomycota; Agaricomycetes; Agaricales; Mycenaceae
Source: the annotation of a GenBank genome assembly